CAAACAUAAGGAAUGUUUUCAAACGUUUUUAUUUUGUUUGUGUUUCUGCCGCUGGUGCUUGUCGGUCAAUGGAAUCGCCUCAUUUCAAAUUAAAUCUUCGCCACGUUUAGGAAACGACAACUUCAAGGCCAAGUGAUGGCAGAGAACGUGAACUCGGAGUCGCUGUUAGGCGCGUUUAGUCGUUUCGCGGUCCAUGGAGACACCAUGGCCAGCGGAAAGGAAAUGAACGGGAAGAACUGGGCCAAACUCUGCAAGGAUUGCAAGAUCAUGGAUGGCAAGAACGUCAACGGAACUGACGUUGACAUCGUCUUCUCCAAAGUCAAGCAGAAGUCAUCCCGCGUGAUCACCUUCAAUGAGUUCUUGCAAGCACUGCAGGAGUUAGCGCCAAAGAGGUUCAAGGGCAAAAGCCAUGAGGAGGCCAUCACGGCCAUGUACCAGCUGGUAGAGGCCGGAGAGCCCAGGAAAUUUGGAGUCACGAAGGCUGUAAAAGCUGGGGGCGUCGAACGUCUGACGGACACGUCAUUGUACACGGGGUCACACAAGGAACGCUUUGACGAGAGCGGACGAGGUCGAGGACGCGAGGGCCGAGAGGACAUUGUCAACGACUCAGGAUACGUUAGCUCCUACAAAAAUGAAGGGACGUACGAUGCUAAAAUGAGGGAUGAAAAAUGAAUCCACUGCGUACACACAAUCAGGAAGUAUAAGCAGCCUUCAAGUUUGACCCCCACAUGUUCAAUGGGUGCUACUUCCUGCCAAGUGAAAGAAAAUAAAAAUCAUAAUUUAAUUAAAUACUGUA
This is a messenger RNA of Hippocampus comes (tiger tail seahorse), 796 nucleotides long. It is a transcript of the gene tppp3, whose product is annotated as tubulin polymerization-promoting protein family member 3. Gene Ontology annotation, molecular function: tubulin binding. Lineage: Eukaryota; Metazoa; Chordata; Actinopteri; Syngnathiformes; Syngnathidae. The transcript is spliced from 4 exons. Gene Ontology annotation, cellular component: microtubule. The record is from RefSeq and is a predicted model, not a curated record. Bases 136 to 672 code for a protein of 178 amino acids. Gene Ontology annotation, biological process: microtubule bundle formation; microtubule polymerization; positive regulation of protein polymerization.